Molecule: messenger RNA, 631 nt
Organism: Hippocampus comes (tiger tail seahorse)
Lineage: Eukaryota; Metazoa; Chordata; Actinopteri; Syngnathiformes; Syngnathidae
Product: melanoregulin-like
Exons: 4
Coding region: 158-631 (157 amino acids)
Biological process (GO): melanosome transport; melanocyte differentiation
Cellular component (GO): melanosome
Source: RefSeq, a predicted model, not a curated record
ACACACCAAAAAAAAAAACACGAGUUCGGACACUGCUCGUAUUCAACCUCCGACACGCAGACUCGAGUUGGAAACAUUCGGAGUUAAUCGGGACCGAAGGGGAGAGACGCCUCAAGACGUACGUGAGGAGGACGUGUGAGAAUACACUUGCGGAAAAAUGGGUGCCGGCUUGACUCUGUGCUGCUGUCACUUGUAUCUGAAGUACAAAAGGGGGACGAAAAAUGCCGGUUUGCGCAUGCACACGGCCAAAGCUUCCAAGACAACGGAGCAGCUGUCCGACGAAAGCAGCCAUGACGACACAGAGGAGGAGAUUCCGUUCGGCCGGCAGCUCGAAACCGGGCCUCCGUGGGUCGCGCAGCAAAACCUGAGGAGAAAUAAAGGCGCCGCCUCAUCCGCGAGAAGGGAAUCGGACCGAGAGCUGCAGGCUUUCAUCAGCAUGAGGAAUCAGGUUGACAAGGCCACAGAGGAAUGGGAACAGCUGAACUAUGACAUCCAUACGUUACGCUACACCAGACGAGAAGUGAGAGCACGAUGGAAGAAAAUCCUGCUGCAAAUGGGUUAUCAGUCUGAGGCGGAUGCCUUGUUGGACGUCAACAAGCAAAGUUACUUCAAUCGAGAGCGAUCGCCUUGA